AUGAUCCCAUCAACUUUAAAAACGAUCUUUGUCGACGGUGAUCUGGACGAUUCGUCACUUCUGUUUGAUGUUCAACAUCCUUAUCGUGACAAAGAUCUUCUUCUAACAAAUCAAUUCGAUGAUAUUGAAGAUGUUGUUCAUGAUCAGAAAAGAAGUCCGAUUGUUAUUAGCGAGAGUCAAGCAACAGCAGUAUUAAUAACAAUGUUCGAUAUCGAUAAUGAUUUAUGGAACUCGCCAUUCUUUGGCCUAUUCCCACCAACAUCAGAUGUAUCAUCAAAUACACUUCUUGCAACAUGUCUAAGUCAUGAUAGUUCAGGUUCAAGUUCCAACGGUUCGUCGACUACUUUCUCAUUCACGGAUUCAGCAUAUGCAUCAUCAUCCUCACCACCGCCACCACUACAACAUCAACAAACGAAUAAUUCGACCAGUCAAUCAAUUUCUAUCAUGCGUAGCCUUCAAUCUCAACAGCAUUCAGCUCAGCAGCAACAGCAGAAAAUGCAGCAGAUGUUAGGUCAACCGUCGACGACACAUGCAUCACUAUUAACUGGCCUGACAACUUCAUCACCCAGUUCGAGUCUAUCGAGCGUUCAUUCAAUAACAAAUGUUGACAAUCCUUGUAGUUCAUCAUCACCAUUCUUUCAUAAACAAAUACAACAUCAAGACUAUCAUUACAAUCACUGGGAUUGUCCACAUUGUCAAGAACCUUACAAGCAAACUCGACCGAAAGUUCUUCAAUGUUUUCAUACAUUAUGCGAAACAUGUGUCGACAAAUUAUCUGAUAAUAACGAUGCAAGCAUCUGUUGUCCAUCGUGUGGCGUAACGACAAUGCUUAACGAGAUUUUACCUGAUUACACUGCCCAGAAUCAUCCUGAAAAUCUAUCUAAUGAUUAUAUGUUACCAUUCGGAGAAAAUGCUACCAAAAGCUGUACAGCAUGUAAGAAUGCUGAAUCAAUAGCAAUUGCCAAAUGCUUCCAAUGUUCGAGCUUCCUCUGUCAUCAGUGUGUUUGUGCACAUCAAAUAAUGAAUUGUUUCGAAGGUCAUCGCGUUGUUCAUAUUAAAGAACUCGACUCCAAUGGGAACGAUCUUCGCUUAGUCUUCUGUUCGACUCAUAAAAAUGACGCACUGAAAUAUUUUUGUACGACUUGCAAUAUACCAAUUUGUUCGACAUGUACAACAACAGAUCAUGGACCUGCUGGACAUGAAUUCACUCCAUUAAAUGAUGCAGGAUCACAUCAAGUAGCAAAACUGCAGAAUAUGGUAGAAAAUACUCGUCAGCGUUUAAAUGAUUUGAGACAUUCGCAAAAGACUGUCGAUCGAUCGUACAAUUCAUUACAAACACAAUACAAUAAAGCCCAACAUGAUAUCAAUGAAACUUACACGUUUUAUCGACAAUUAAUUGAUGAUCGAAAACAUGAACUGCUCAAAGAAUUAGACAGCACAUUUAAUGAAAAACAAAGUCUAUUGACAAAUCAAAUGCAGAAAAUUGAUGAAGCUGUUGAACGUGCUAAUCUGCCAUUGGAGUUCUCUGAUCGAUUGUUCAAAAAUUCGUCGACAACGGAAAUCUUAAUGUUUAAAAAACAACUCGAAAAUAAGUUCAAUACACUUGUUCAAACUAUGCCGGAUACAUACGGACAAAUACCGUCGUUUGAAUUAGAAUUCGUCUCGAAUUUUCAGGCUAUUCAAAAUGGUGUACGAAAUACCUUUGGUUACGUUCGAUCAUCACCCGAAACGGUUUCAUCACCGAAUAAUCAUUUCAAGCCACGUCCACAAAAAUUAACCAACGAUAAUUUCAGUAAAAUUAUCGGUCCACCCUCAACAAAUGGUUCAUCAACAACAAGCGCUUGUCAUAAUCAUAAUCAUCAUCAAAAUCAAACCAGCAUCAUGGCGCUUAGUCCAACCAAAUCGAUUCAACAACAAACACAUGCAAAUCAUCUGUUGAAUGGAAUCGAUAUGUUAUCAUGUAGUUUACCACCAUCAAGCAUGUCUAAAUUUCCGGCAUUAUCAUCAUCGACACCGUUGAGUUUUACAUUACCGUCGAAUGCAAUGGAUAUCAAUCCAUAUGAAUUAUGGUCGAAUGGAUCACAAUUACCAACUCCGUCGACAUCUCAGCAACAGCUUUCAAGUUCAUUAGCAUCAAGUAAUGGUGCUGGCGGUGCUGCUGGAGGAAAUCUCAAUGGACAUGAGUCAGUUGUUGAUCUUGUCGAUUCCCUCGAUAGUUACUCGUCGGUUCCUCAUCAUCUUCUUCUACCAUCACGUUCAAAUGGUUCAACAAUAAAACGACAUAAAAUGAUCUAUCACCAGAAAUUUGGUGAAUUCGGUGUGUUGGAAGGACAAUUCACUGAACCAUCAGGUGUAGCUGUUAACGCUCAAGGUGAUAUUAUCGUUGCUGAUACAAAUAAUCAUCGUAUACAAAUCUUCGAUUCAAAUGGACGUUUUCGUUUUCAAUUUGGUGAAUGUGGAAAACGUGAUGGACAGCUAUUAUAUCCAAAUCGUGUCGCUGUAUUUCGUCAAUCAGGUGAUAUUGUCGUUACCGAACGUAGUCCAACACAUCAAAUACAGAUUUAUAAUCAAUAUGGACAAUUCAUACGUAAAUUUGGUGCCAAUGUUCUCCAACAUCCACGUGGUGUCUGUGUUGAUAAUAUGGGUCACAUAAUUGUUGUUGAAUGUAAAGUAAUGCGUGUCUUUAUUUUUGAUAUCAAUGGUAAUGUAUUAAACAAAUUUACAUGUUCAAAAUAUCUGGAAUUUCCCAAUGGUGUUUGCUGUAACGAUAAACAGGAAAUCUUUAUCUCGGACAAUCGUGCUCAUUGUAUCAAAGUGUUUUCCUAUGAUGGACAAUUUCUCCGUACCAUUGGUUCCGAAGGUAUUACCAACUAUCCUAUUGGAGUCGUACAAAAUAGUCACGGUGAUGUACUCAUUGCUGACAAUCACAAUAAUUUCAAUUUAACAAUCUUUACUCAAGACGGACAGCUAAUAAACGCAUUAGAAUCGAAAGUCAAACAUGCUCAAUGUUUUGACGUAGCAUUAACUGAUGAUGGAAGUGUUGUUUUGGCAAGUAAAGACUAUCGGAUUUAUGUUUAUCGAUAUCUAAUGACACCAUCAUUGACAAAUAACGGAGUUACUGGAAAUAAUACCGAUCCAUCAUCGCCAAUAUCCUCCUCGUCAACAACACCUAAUAGUAGUCAAAUGCUGGCUGCUGAAUGCGCAUCUCCCUCGUUUCUCAAUGGUCAUGACGAAAAUGGCUUGGCGAUGUCAACACCAAUCACAAGUAAUGGAUAUUGA
Molecule: messenger RNA, 3279 nt
Organism: Adineta ricciae
Lineage: Eukaryota; Metazoa; Rotifera; Eurotatoria; Adinetida; Adinetidae
Source: the annotation of a GenBank genome assembly